Molecule: messenger RNA, 954 nt
Organism: Heterostelium album PN500
Lineage: Eukaryota; Evosea; Eumycetozoa; Acytosteliales; Acytosteliaceae
Gene: magA
Product: DNA-3-methyladenine glycosylase I
Exons: 1
Coding region: 1-954 (317 amino acids)
Biological process (GO): DNA alkylation repair; base-excision repair
Molecular function (GO): DNA-3-methyladenine glycosylase activity
Source: RefSeq, a predicted model, not a curated record
AUGUCUGUUUCAAAAACAAUAGGUUCCAUUGCAAGUAAAAGUAGUGCCACUCAACAACUGGUUCGAUGUGGUUGGGUAACUAGCGAUCCUCUAUAUUUGGAGUAUCAUGACCAUGAGUGGGGAAUCCCAAAUAGAGAUCGGAGACACUUGUUUGAAAUGAUUUGUCUGGAAGGUCAGCAAGCCGGUCUGAGUUGGAUCACUAUUCUAAAGAAGCGUGCUGCCUACAAAUCCUCUUUUCAUAAUUUCGAUGUAGACAAGGUUGCAAACAUGACCGAUGAAGAUAUCAAUAAACUAUUGAGUUUGACAAACUCUUCAAUCAUUAGACAUCGUGGAAAGCUUGAAGCGAUUGUCCACAACGCCAAGAUGGUAAAAGCAAUGGAGAAGAAAGGCGAGAAUCUAUCCGAUUUCUUUUGGUCGUUUUCACCAAAUAAUAAUAGUAAUAGUAAAAUAAAAUCAACAAAAGUGGAAGAAGUGGACGAUGAAGAAGAUGAAGAAGUAGAUGAGAGUGUUUCAAAAAGAAAAGGUAAGGCAAAGGCUACAGAGUCAAAACAAAGUACAACUAAAUAUUUCAAUAGCUAUGAUAGUCUUUCAGAGGUACCUGCAACAACAACAGAGUCUGACCUGAUGUCAAAAGAGCUCAAGAAACGUGGAUUCAAAUUUGUUGGAUCGACGACUUGCUAUGCAUUUAUUCAAGCUUGUGGCCUAGUUAAUGACCAUAUUAGUGGCUGUUUUUGUUAUGCACCAAUAAAGAACAACGUGGCUGCCGUCGAAACUACCAGUCAAGCAAUUGCUAAACAGGAGGAUACUCUCAAAAUUGAAGAUACCGAGGAGGAAGUAUCAGAUGAUGAAACAUCAACAACAACAACCACCAGUAGUAAGAAAAGAAAGAAUACAAAGAAUACAAAUAUAAAAUCUCAAUCAACAACAACAACUAAAAAGAAUAAAUCAAAAUAA